GCUUACCACUGCACGGUUGCUUGCUCACUGCCGCUCCUGCUACACUUGCUGAGCCUGACUCCCUCAUCCUUCUCCUCUUCACGCAUACCCCGCCAGCUCUUCAGCUUCCUCUCUCAGAGACAUGCGACCCGGGGGACACAGCUUCUCUGUGGACAAAGUCAACGAGUGGCUACGCAAAGAGCAGCUCGCCAAGUCUCAGCGCAUGAAAGAAGCUCAUCGGCAGCAGCGUCUUCGGCACAAGCAGCAGCAUGAAGCAAGGAAGGAGAAACUGAGCCAGGGAGACACUCCGGCGCGGCAGGAGGAUGGGGGAAAUGAGGCACAGCAGUGGUCGUCGACUCUCGAGGAAAGCGGCUUGGACUUCUCAGCGUUGUUCGACCUCGUGGGAAAUCUUAUUGCACGUGCAGGAGAUCAGCUUAACGACAUGCAGUCAGUGACGUCGAGCCAGAGCGACGCGGAGGACAAGAAUGUCCACCAGUGGAUGGCGCGGGAAGACCUGAAAGUCUCCUUGUCUCGGGUUGGAGACUUCUCAGAGGGUGUGAAGGUUGAGGAGAUCCAGUUCCAAAGUGUUGACAAAAAGAAAUACAUCUUUUGAGUAGAUGUGCAGAAGAAUGUCACAAUAAAUCAUCAGCUACCUCUUUUUGUAGAUGCUGGUCACGCUCUAAUCUCAAU
Molecule: messenger RNA, 669 nt
Organism: Guillardia theta CCMP2712
Lineage: Eukaryota; Cryptophyceae; Pyrenomonadales; Geminigeraceae
Exons: 1
Coding region: 122-592 (156 amino acids)
Source: RefSeq, a predicted model, not a curated record